GGGUUGGGGAAAGGGAUUGCCCGGGGGUUGGGGAAAGGGAUUGCCCGGGGGUUGGGGAAAGGGAUUGCCCGAGGGUUGGGGAAAGGGAUUGCCCGGGGGUUGGGGAAAGGGAUUGCCCGGGGGUUGGGGAAAGGGAUUGCCCGGGGGUUGGGGAAAGGGAUUGCCCGGGGGUUGGGGAAAGGGAUUGCCCGGGGGUUGGGGAAAGGGAUUGCCCGAGGGUUGGGGAAAGGGAUUGCCCGAGGGUUGGGGAAAGGGAUUGCCCGGGGGUUGGGGAAAGGGAUUGCCCGAGGGUUGGGGAAAGGGAUUGCCCGGGGGUUGGGGAAAGGGAUUGCCCGGGGGUUGGGGAAAGGGAUUGCCCGGGGGUUGGGGAAAGGGAUUGCCCGGGGGUUGGGGAAAGGGAUUGCCCGGGGGUUG
Molecule: messenger RNA, 414 nt
Organism: Volvox carteri f. nagariensis
Lineage: Eukaryota; Viridiplantae; Chlorophyta; Chlorophyceae; Chlamydomonadales; Volvocaceae
Exons: 1
Biological process (GO): hair follicle development
Source: RefSeq, a predicted model, not a curated record